CCCAGGCCCCGCCAGCCUGGAUGGACUAGCCGAGGCCAUGGCCGGCGCGGCGGCGGGGUCAGGGAGGGAGCUGAGGGCCUUCGCGGGGUCCCGGGACCGGAGGGCACCGCGGCUAGCCUACGGCUACGGCUACGGCCCGGGCAGCCUGCGCGAGAUGCGGGCGCGCGAGUUCGGCCGCCUGGCAGGAACUGUCUACCUUGACCAUGCGGGUGCCACCUUGUUCUCCCAGAGCCAGCUCGAAAGCUUCACUAGUGAUCUCAUGGAAAACAUUUAUGGUAAUCCUCACAGCCAGAACAUCAGCAGCAAGCUCACCCAUGACACUGUGGAGCAGGUGCGCUACAGAAUCCUGGCGCACUUCCACACCACCGCAGAGGACUAUACUGUGAUCUUCACUGCUGGGAGCACGGCUGCUCUCAAACUGGUGGCAGAGGCCUUUCCGUGGGUGUCCCAGGGCCCAGAGAGCAGCGGGAGUCACUUCUGUUACCUCACCGACAGCCACACCUCCGUAGUGGGUAUGAGGAACGUGACCAUGGCUAUAAAUGUCAUGUCCACCCCGGUCAGGCCAGAGGACCUGUGGUCUGCAGAGGAACGUGGUGCUUCAGCCAGUGACCCAGACUGCCAGCUGCCGCAUCUCUUCUGCUACCCAGCUCAGAGUAACUUUUCUGGAGUCAGAUACCCCCUGUCCUGGAUAAAAGAGGUCAAGUCUGGGCAGUUGCGCCCUGUGAGCACGCCUGGGAAGUGGUUUGUGCUGCUUGAUGCAGCCUCCUACGUGAGCACCUCGCCUUUGGACCUGUCAGCUCACCAGGCUGACUUUGUCCCCAUCUCCUUCUAUAAGAUCUUCGGGUUUCCUACAGGCCUGGGCGCUCUGCUGGUCCAUAAUCAUGCGGCUCCUCUACUGAGGAAGACCUACUUUGGAGGAGGCACAGCCUCUGCGUACCUAGCAGGAGAAGACUUCUACAUCCCGAGACUGUCGGUAGCUCAAAGGUUUGAAGAUGGCACCAUCUCAUUCCUUGAUGUUAUUGCGCUAAAACAUGGAUUUGACACCCUAGAGCGCCUCACAGGUGGAAUGGAGAAUAUAAAGCAGCACACCUUCACCUUGGCUCAGUAUACCUACGUGGCCCUGUCCUCUCUCCAGUACCCCAACGGAGCCCCUGUGGUGCGGAUUUACAGCGAUUCUGAGUUCAGCAGCCCUGAGGUUCAGGGUCCGAUCAUCAAUUUUAAUGUGCUGGAUGACAAAGGGAACAUCAUUGGUUACUCCCAGGUGGACAAAAUGGCCAGUCUUUACAACAUCCACCUGCGAACUGGCUGCUUCUGUAACACCGGGGCCUGCCAGAGGCACCUGGGCAUAAGCAACGAGAUGGUCAAGAAGCAUUUUCAGGCUGGUCAUGUCUGUGGGGACAAUAAGGACCUCAUAGAUGGGCAGCCCACAGGAUCUGUGAGGAUUUCAUUUGGAUACAUGUCGACGCUGGAUGAUGUCCAGGCCUUUCUUAGGUUCAUCAUAGACACCCGCCUGCACUCAUCAGGGGACUGGCCUGUCCCUCGGGCCCAUGCUGACACCGGGGAGACUGGAGCCCCAACAGCAGAGAGCCAGGCUGAUGUUACACCUGCUGUCAUGGGCAGACGUAGCCUCUCGCCUCAGGAAGAUGCCCUUACAGGCUCCAGGCUUUGGAACAACUCGUCUACUGCUGUGAAUGCUGUGCCUGUGGCCCCCGCUGUGUGUGAUAUCGCCAGAACCCAGCAGACUCCUUCAGAGAAAGCUGCAGGAGUCCUGGAGGGGGCCCUUGGGCCACAUGUUGUCACUAACCUUUACCUCUAUCCAAUCAAAUCCUGUGCUGCGUUUGAGGUGACCAGGUGGCCUGUAGGAAACCAAGGGCUGCUAUAUGACCGGAGCUGGAUGGUUGUGAAUCACAAUGGUGUUUGCCUGAGUCAGAAGCAGGAACCGCGGCUCUGCCUGAUCCAGCCCUUCAUCGACCUGCAGCAAAGGAUCAUGGUCAUCAAAGCCAGAGAGAUGGAAACUCGCUCUGUCUGCCCCAGGCUGGAGUGCAGUGGGCGAUCUCAGCUCAUGCAAGCUCCGCCUUCCAGGUUCACGCCAUUCUCCUGCCUCAGCCUUCUGAGUAGCUGGGACUACAGGCGCCCACAACCACGCCUGGCUAAUUUUUUUAUUUUUAGUAGAGAUGGGGUUUCACCAUGUUAGCCAGGGUGGUCUCGAUCUCCUGACCUUGUGAUCUGCCCGCCCCAGCCUCCCAGAGUGCUGGGAUUACAGGCGUGAGCCACCACGCCCAGUCACUAACCCAUUUUUAAAUUAGGUUAUUUGGUUUUUUGUUUGUUUGUUUACUGCUGAGUUGUAGGAGUUCCUUGUAUAUCUUGGAGGUUAACUACUUUUUCAGAUAAAUGGUUUGAAAAUAUUUUCUCCCAUUCCACAUGUUGCCUUUUCACUUUUUUAAUUGUUCCCUUUGCUGUGCAGAAGCUUUUUAGUUGGAUAUAGUCCCAUUUGUGUAUUUUUGUUUUUGUUACUUGUGCUUUGGGUGUCAUAUUCACAAAGUUAUUGCCAAAACCAAUGUCAUGAAGUUUUUCCCCUAUGUUUUCUUCCAAGAGCUUUAUAUUUUGGGAUCUUGUGCUUAAAUCUCUAAUCCAUUUUGAGUUGAAUUUUUUGUAUGAUGUAAGAUAAGGGUCCAAUUUUAUUCUUUUACAUGUGGAUAUCCAGUUUUCCCAGCACUAUUUGUUGAAAAGACUAUCUUUUCUCCAUUGUGUUUUCUUGACACCCUUUCCAAAGAUCGCCUAACCGUGUAUGCAUGGAUUUAUUUCUGGACUCUCUAGCCUGUUUCAUUAGUCUAUAUAUCUGUCUUCGUGCCAGUACCAUACUGCUUUGAUUACUAUAGCUAUAGUAAUAUAUUUUAAAAUCAGGAACUGUGACGACUCCAGCUUUGUUCUUCUUUCUCAAGAUUAAUUAGUUUAUUUGUCGUCUUUUGUGGGUCUAUAUGAAUUUAAGGAUUGUUCUUUCUAUUUCUGUAAAAAAAUGCCAUUGUGAUUUUGAUAGGGAUUGCAUUGAAUCUGUGGAUUGCUUUGGGCUCUAUAGACAUUUUAACAAUAUUAAUUCUUCUAAUCCAUGAACAUGGAAUUUCUUUCCAUUUGUUUAAUUUCUUGUUUGUGUCUUAUUUAAUUUCUUUCAUCACUGUUUUGUAGUUUUCAGAAUAUGAGUGUUUCACCUCCUUAGAUAAGUUUCUUUUGUUCUUUUAAAAGAGAUUUAGGGUCUCACUCUGUUGCCCAGACGGGAGUGCAGUGGCAUGAUCACAACUCACUGCAGCCUUGAACUCCUGGGCUCAAGCAGUCCUCCCGCUUCAGCCUCCUGAGUAGCUGGGACAACAGGCAUGUGCCACCAUGCCUGGUCUAGAUGAGUUUAUUUCUAGGUAUUGUACUCUUUUUUUGUGCUAUUAUAAGUGGGAUUGGUUUUCUUAUUUCCUUUUCAGAGAGUUUGUUUUUAGUGUAUAGAAAUGCAAUAGAUUUUUGUAUGUUGAUUGUGUAUCCUGUAUCCUGCAAGUUUAUUGAAUUCAUUUAUUAGUUUAACAAUUUUUUAAAAUGGAGUAUUUAGAAUUUUUUAAAUAUAUAAGAUCAUGUUUUUUGAUCUAACAAAGACAAUUUUACUUCCCUUUUCCAAUUUGAAUGUCUUUUAUUUCUUUUUCUUGCCUGAUUGCUCUGACUGGAACUUCCAGUACUAUGUCAAAUAGCGGAGGCAAGAAUGGGCUUCUUUGCCUUGUUCCUGAUCUUAGAGAAAAAGUUUUCAGUUUUCCAUCAUUGAGUAUAAUGUUAGUUGUAGGCUUUUCAUAUGGCAUUUAUUAUCUUGAGGUAACAUGUUCUAUUCCUAGCUUAUUGAGUUUUUAUUAUGAGAGGGUGCUGAAUUUUGUCAAAUGCUUUUUCUGUGUCCAUUGAGAUGAUUAUGUAAUUUUCUCCUCUAUUCUGUUAAUGUAGUAUGUCACAUUAAUUGAUUUUCAUAUUUUGAAUCGUCCUUACAUCCCAGGAAUAAAGCUCACUUUCUCA
Messenger RNA from Symphalangus syndactylus (siamang), 4035 nucleotides. RefSeq names its product molybdenum cofactor sulfurase (gene MOCOS). Gene Ontology annotation, molecular function: molybdenum cofactor sulfurtransferase activity; molybdenum ion binding; pyridoxal phosphate binding. Lineage: Eukaryota; Metazoa; Chordata; Mammalia; Primates; Hylobatidae. Gene Ontology annotation, biological process: Mo-molybdopterin cofactor biosynthetic process. The record is from RefSeq and is a predicted model, not a curated record.